This is a messenger RNA of Oenanthe melanoleuca, 2626 nucleotides long. It is a transcript of the gene CIAO1, whose product is annotated as cytosolic iron-sulfur assembly component 1. Gene Ontology annotation, molecular function: protein binding. The record is from RefSeq and is a predicted model, not a curated record. Gene Ontology annotation, biological process: iron-sulfur cluster assembly. The coding region runs from base 810 to 1823 and encodes 337 amino acids. Lineage: Eukaryota; Metazoa; Chordata; Aves; Passeriformes; Muscicapidae. The transcript is spliced from 7 exons. Gene Ontology annotation, cellular component: cytosolic [4Fe-4S] assembly targeting complex.
GGAACCAGGAACGGGAACCAGCAAUGGGAACUGGAACCGGGAAUGGGAACCAGCAAUGGGAACAGGAGUGGGAACGGGAAUGGAACCAGGAAUGGGAACGGAAAAGGGACAGGGAGUGGGACCUGGAGCACUGGGAAUGGAACCGGGAAUAGGAACUGGGAAUAGGAACGGAACCGGGAACGGGAAUAGAAUCGGGAAUGGAACUGGGAACGGAACCAGGAACGGGAACGGAACCGGGAAUGGGACCGGGAGCACCGAGGGCACCGGGAACGGGACGGGGAACAGGAACAGAACCAGGAAUGGAAGCCGGGGUACUGGAGCGGCAGGGACAGGGGGCACAGGCAGCCGGGACCGGGGCAGAGACACCCGGGACACCGGGACCGGCUCUGGGACACCCGCACCCGCUCUGGGUUACCGGUACCGGCUAAAGGACAACCGGCAGCGGGUCAGCGACACCCGCCCGGGAUAACCGGUACCGGCUCCGGCUCCGGACACCCGCCCCGGGACUCCUGGCACCCUCCCCGGGUGACCGGUACCGGCUCCGGCUCCCUGACACCCGCCCCGGGUUCACCGGCAGCGGCUUCCGACACCGGCCCCGCGUUCCCCGCUCCCGGCCCCGGCGGCUCCGAACCCGGCAGGCGCUCCGAACCCCCCUGACAGCGGCCCGGUGCCGGUCCCGAUCCCGAUCCCGGCCGGGCCCCGGCAGCGGCUCCGGGCCCCGCUCACGGCCCCGCCCCGCCGCAGUUCCGCUUCCGGCUCUGUUCCGCUUCCGGCCGCGCUCCGCUUCCGGUUCCGGUCGCGGUGCCGCCAUGCCCGAGGCGCUGUCGCUGCUGUGCCGGGUGUCCGCGCACCCCGAGUCCCGCUGCUGGGCGCUGGCCUGGAGCCCCAGCGGGGCGCUGCUGGCCUCCUGCGGCGGGGACCGCACCGUGCGCAUCUGGGGCCGCGACGGCCCGGGCUGGUCGUGCCGGGCGGUUCUGGCCGAUGGCCACCAGCGCACGGUUCGCAGAGUGGCCUGGUCACCCUGCGGUCAGUUCCUGGCCUCGGCCAGCUUCGAUGGCACCACCUGCAUCUGGAAACGGCAGCAGGAUGGCUUCGAGGUGGUGGCCACGCUGGAGGGGCACGAGAACGAGGUGAAGUCGGUGGCGUGGGCGCCCUCGGGGUCACUGCUGGCCACCUGCAGCCGGGACAAGAGCGUCUGGGUCUGGGAGGUGGACGAGGAGGAGCAGGAGUUCGAGUGUGUCAGUGUGCUCAGCGCCCACACACAGGACGUCAAACACGUGGUGUGGCACCCCAGCCAGGAGCUGCUGGCCAGCGCCAGCUACGAUGACACGGUGCGCCUGUACCGCGAGGACGAUGACGACUGGGUGUGCUGUGCCACCCUGGAGGGUCACACCUCCACCGUGUGGGCAGUGGCCUGGGAGCGCUCUGGCCAGCGCCUGGUGUCCUGCAGCGAUGACCGCACCCUGCGCGUGUGGGAGCGCUCGGAGCCCGGGCAGGGGCACGGCAGUGGCACGGAGCCCAGCUGGAAAUGUGUGUGCACCCUGUCCGGGUACCACGGGCGCAGCAUCUACGACGUGGCCUGGUGUCCCCUGACGGGCGCGGUGGCCACGGCGUGCGGUGACGACGCCGUGCGGGUGUUCGAGGAGGCGGCGGCGGCCGCGGGCUCUCCGGUGACGUUCAGCCUGGCGGCGCACGUGCCGCGGGCGCACGCGCAGGACGCCAACGGCGUGGCCUGGCACCCGCGGGAGCCGGGGCUGCUGGCGUCCUGCGGGGACGACGGGGACAUCGCCUUCUGGCAGUACCAGCGCCCCGAGGGGCUCUGAGCGGGGCCCUGCUCUGGCUACCUGGAGCCUCCUGGGGCUACCGAGAGUCUCUGCUGCCUGCCUGGAGCCUCCUGUGGCUAUUGGGAACCUCCCGCGGCUACCGGGCGCCUCCUGUGGCUACUGGGAGUCUCUUCUGGCUACAGGGAACCUCCUGUGGCUUCUGGGUGCCUCCUGUGGCUACUGGGAGUCUCUUCUGGCUACCUGGUGCCUCCCAUGGCUACCGAGAGCCUUCUGGAUACCUGGAACCUUCUGUGGCUUCCAGGAGCCUCCUGUGGCGACUGGGAGUCUCUUCUGGAUACCUGGAACCUCCUGUGGCUUCCGGGAGCCUCCUGUGACUACUGGGAGUCUCUUCUGGCUACAGGGAACCUCCUAUGGCUUCAAGGCACCUCCUGUGGCUACUGGGAAUCUCUUCUGGCUACCUGGAGCCUCCUGCAGCUACUGGGAGUGUUCUGUGGCUGCCAGAAUCACCCAACAUCCUCCAGGACAGCCCUUGGGCCUCCAAAAGCCUCCUGUGGCUACCAGGACCACCCCAUGGCCUCCAGGACAUUGCAGUGUCUCCAGGACCUUCCCAAGUCCUGCAAGACCCUUCCCACAUCCCCCAGGACCCCAUCCGGGACCUCCCAGUCUCCUCCAAGACCCCCCCAAGUUCUCCAGGACCCCCCAGGGUCUCCAGGAUCUUCCAGGACCUUCCCAAGUUCCCCAGAGUCCUGCCCAUGUCCCCCCAGUGUCCCCUCCAUCGGGUUUGUGGGGUCGGGGUCGGGUUUGAGCCAAUAAACCCCAGGAUUUCCUGGGAGAAUCCCCCA